AUGACUACUUAUAUUGAAUACGGUGUAAAACUUACAGAUGGACAAAAGUCAAAACUAGCUUCUGCGAUAAUAAAUCAAUCACCACUAACUCUUCGUUUAAAACAUUCUCAUCUUCGAGGUUCUGAUGAGUUAAUGUUGACAAAAAGACAAAUUGAUAAAAUAAAAAAAUCUAUUGCAAACGGUACUGGAUCGGAUAUAAAGAUAAGUAAAACUCAAAUUAGAAAAUCUGUGAAACACGGAGGAAACUUAUUUUCAUCACUUGCUUCUAUUGGAGCGCGAGUACUACCUUACGCAGUAAAAGGAAUUGCAAAAGUUGCUCCUGCAAUAGCAACUGGUGCUGCUACUGCACUUGGAGAAAUAGGAUUAAAUAAAAUAUUCGGAAGUGGGGGACACCUCCCUUUACAAGGAAUCUCAAUUCCCCCAGAGUUUUUCCCAAUGCUACCGCCUAUUGUAAGAGAAUUUACCAAAUCACAAAUAAAUCAAAUUAACAAAGCUUAUCAAUCAGGUAGUGGAGUAGUUAUAAAACCAACUCGUAAACAGAUAGAAGGAGGAUUUUUAGGUACACUUGCUUCUAUUGGUAUUCCAAUAGCAAUUAGUCUGGUAUCUAAGAUGCUUGGAGGAGGACUUCAGGUUGACAGACGUGCGUCAUCUAAUACAGCAAAUGUUUACGUUCCACCCACACAUGGAGAGGGUUAUCCAUAUCGCUCACCACCUUUUAUAGGUACAUGGGAAAACCCUAUAGGAAUGGGAGUUAAAAAAAAAAAGCCGGAAGGCCGUCCAAGUCCAAAGGCAAGGGCCUACUAUUAGGAAAAAACAGCCCAUUCAACUCAAUUUCCAUUCUAGGAACAAUUCUAUAAUUGACCUUAACCAUUCUCAGCUCCAUUUUGUAGUGGGGGAACCUCCCUUAACCAUUCUAAACUCCAUUUUGUAAUUAAACCUCUAUCCAACUUUGACCUCAUGGAAUGGGUAAAAAGAUUUGGUAUUAAACAUUUCAGAGGAAUAUAUAGUCGUGAUGGCCUACCAAAAAAGAUUAGAAAAGAAUGUGGAAUAAUUAAUCUGGAUGAUAUUAGUGGACCUGGAACACACUGGGUUUGUUAUAGAAAUCUGGAUUCAGUGGUUGAGUACUUCGAUCCAUUUGGACUUAUAAUGCCAAACGAAGCAUUAGAGUAUUUUCACACGGGAUCUGUAAAACCUAUUGUGUACUCAAUGGAUGAAAUACAAAAUCGCAGUACUGUUCUAUGUGGUAAUUGGUGUUUAUAUUAUUUAUUCGAGCGACAAAAAGGAAAAGGUAUUCUAGAUGUAAUACAUAGCCCUAAUUUUGAUAAUGAUAACAGCGAUUUUAUAAAGUCAUACUUUGGAGGAUAA
This is a messenger RNA of Porites lobata, 1365 nucleotides long. NCBI's taxonomy places the organism in Eukaryota, Metazoa, Cnidaria, Anthozoa, Scleractinia, Poritidae. The record is from the annotation of a GenBank genome assembly.